This is a messenger RNA of Protopterus annectens (West African lungfish), 1090 nucleotides long. It is a transcript of the gene PARP11, whose product is annotated as poly(ADP-ribose) polymerase family member 11. The coding region runs from base 254 to 1090 and encodes 278 amino acids. Gene Ontology annotation, molecular function: NAD+ poly-ADP-ribosyltransferase activity. The transcript has 9 exons. The record is from RefSeq and is a predicted model, not a curated record. NCBI's taxonomy places the organism in Eukaryota, Metazoa, Chordata, Ceratodontiformes, Protopteridae.
UCUGAUUGGGCAUCCCUAGGAAACUGAACGAAAUGGAGAUUACAGUACUGAAGAAGCGUCAUUUCGUGUUAACCCCCUGAAUAUUAUUUAAUACCCGGUGUUUACGGUUAGACGAGCUGUCAGAAUGUUAUUGCGUAGACAGACCAGACAGUUCCGACGCAAGUAAAUAUUGAGUCUUGUUGUCACGUGAAGUACCUAAACAUUUCAAGUGGUGUUGUUUUGUUUUCAUUUUGCUUUCGGACAUCGUAAAGACAUGGAGUUGCUGGAAAACUUUCGAUUUACGGCCUUCACUGACAGGAAUGUGCUCCAAGACAUGCAAGUCUUGGAGAAUAAGCCAGAGAUGGAAGAAUGCACACCUGAACCGAUGGACACUUCUGAAGUGCAGUACAACUGGUUUUAUCUUGCUGAGUGUGGACAGUGGCAUAUGUUUGAGAUGCUGGAGGACAUCACUUUCAGGGACAGAGAGGCUGAUCCAGCUGGGGGUUGCUGCAUUGAUAGUGAAGAGGUUGAAAAACGUUACUUGAAAAAUCCACGUGACUCUUUCACAUUUUUUACACAGAAGUUUUGCUACAAAUUAGAUUUUGCAGAAAUGAAACAAACAAAUUUAAUAACUGGAAAGCAACGACCAGUGAAACGUGCCCCACCUUCUGCAACAGCUGUAAGGUACAUUUGCGAUAAUCGAUCUAUUCCUUUACCUCAACACUGGGAACAAGUGGAUUCAGAUAAGCCUUAUAAGCUUAUUCAGUUGCCCAGAAUAACAAAUGAAUACAAUGAAGUUGCUAGCCUCUUUGGCAGAACUAUGGAUCCGAGCAGAAUAAGUUGUGUUCACAGGAUUCAGAAUUUGGAUCUCUGGGAAUUUUAUUGCAGGAAAAAGGCUCAGCUGAUGAAGAUCAGGGGUGUCUCCGAUAUCCGUGAAGAGAUGCUUUUCCAUGGCACAAGCUUUGAAUUUGUGGAUGCAAUAUGUUGCAGUAAUUUUGACUGGAGGUUAAAUGGAGCAAAUGGUACAGCAUAUGGAAAAGGUAAGGCUGCCAGGCAUUUAAUUAACACUAUAUACCAAAGACUAAAGACUACUAUUGUCAGUAAAACUUAA